GUCAUACUUAAAAAAAAAGAACCCAAAAAACAACAAUUUCCAGAUAACCUUUAAUGAUCUGUAAUUUUGAAAAUGUGUUUUUAACUAGCUUUAUCAAAUAUCAAAUAAUCGAGCUAUAUCUGUAUUGUUUAAAUUCGGCGAUCGCAUCUUGAGUUCUUAUUUUUGUUUAGUUAGGUAGCAUUUUAGUUUUAAAUUCAAAAUGUUCAAGUCUCCAGUUUUAGGAAAAGCAAUAGGUUUAAAAAUUUAUAAAGGAUCUUUAACAUCACAAAAUUUAACAAAGGUUACUAUAUGUUGUUUUUCAACAAAAAGUCCCAACCGGAGAAAAAUAUUUUCUAUAGACGAAGCAGUUAAAGAUAUAAAAAGUGGAUCAAAAUUAUUAGUUGGUGGUUUUGGACUUUGUGGUAUUCCUGAGAAUCUCAUUGCUGCCUUACUACAACAUGAAGCCAAAGAUUUAACAGUUGUGUCAAAUAAUGCUGGGGUUGAUAAAUUUGGAUUAGGACUCUUGUUAAAACAGAAAAAAGUCAAAAGGAUGAUAUCCUCAUAUGUGGGAGAAAAUGCUGAAUUCGAAAGACAGUUUUUAAGAGGUGAAUUGGAAGUAGAAUUGACUCCACAGGGCACUUUAGCAGAAAGGAUAAGGGCAGGUGGCGCAGGUAUUCCAGCAUUUUUUACUCCAACAGCAUAUGGAACUCUUGUACAUGAAGGUGGGGCCCCCAUUAAAUAUGGUAAGGAAGGCAAAAUUGAAAUAGCUAGCAAACCAAGAGAAUCUCAAACAUUUGGUGGUAGGUCUUACAUUCUUGAAGAAGCCAUCACUGGAGACUUUGCACUGAUUAAAGCAUGGAAGGCAGAUCCUGCGGGCAAUCUCUUAUUCAGGAAAACUGCUAGGAAUUUUAACCCUACAAUGGCACAAGCAGCUAAAACAACAAUAGUAGAAGUUGAAGAAAUAGUUGAAUUGGGUGAAAUUAAACCUGACGAUGUCCAUCUACCUGGUAUAUUUGUCGAUAGAAUUAUUUUAGGUGAAAAAUACGAAAAAAGAAUAGAAAAAGUUACUGUGCGUAAAACGCAAAGCAGCACAGAGUCUGUCAUAAAGAAGAAUCCCGCCGCCAUCAAUAGGGAAAGAAUAGCCAGGAGGGCUGCUCUCGAAUUCAAAAAUGGAAUGUAUGUUAAUCUAGGAAUUGGUAUGCCAAUGUUGACCUCUAAUUAUAUCCCAGAAAACAUGGAAGUAUAUUUGCAAUCAGAAAAUGGAGUCCUAGGUCUCGGUCCUUUCCCAGAUUCAUGUGAUGUGGAUCCAGAUCUCAUAAAUGCUGGAAAAGAAACUAUUACCGUAAUACCUGGUUCUUCAUUCUUUAGCAGUGAUAUGAGUUUUACUAUGAUUAGAGGGGGUCAUAUUGACUUAACUAUUUUAGGCGCUAUGGAAGUUUCACAAUAUGGAGACCUAGCAAAUUGGAUGAUUCCUGGAAAAUUGGUGAAAGGUAUGGGCGGUGCCAUGGAUCUGGUCUCAGCUCCUACGACGAAAGUGGUAGUAUGUAUGGAACACUCAGCGAAAGACGGCGGUCACAAAAUAUUAGAAAAUUGUACUCUUCCCAUAACCGGCAAAAAUGUAGUGGAUAUGAUAAUCACAGAAAAAGCAGUAUUUACAAUAGAUCCGGAAGCUGGACUUAAGCUUAUUGAAGUUGCUGAGGGUGUAGGUGUAGAGGAUAUUCUCGCCUCGACUGGCUGCACCUUUGAAGUAGCAGAAGAAUUAAAACCAAUGGGACAAGUGGCUGUUAACUAGUUUUAUUUAGGAUAAGAUUGUUUCGUUUAAGUACCGUUUAUUUUAUAAGUGUAACUAUUAUCUCUUUUAUUAUUAUCAUAUUUCAUAAUGUAAAUUAUCAAAUUUUCUUAAUAGUGCAGUAACUGAAGGUGGAUAUGAACUAUUACCUCCGAUUUCGUUGAACCUCCAUCGAUUUGCAUGAGAAUUGGUGAAUGGUAAGACGAUAUCUCAAGGAACAAAGGUGACAUGGUGCCAACUUGCGCUUUUACCCUGGGGGUGGAUGCCACCCUUUCUCGCGGGAGACAAUUAUUUUAUUAAAAAUAACACCACAAUUCGAUAGAGGGACUAACUCUAAGGAAAAUUUCUUAUAUAAAGUUAUUAAAAUAAAUCAAAACUUUUUGAGUUAUUAAAGAUCAAAGAUUUUAAUUUUUCUUGAGAAAAUGCAUGUUUUUAACCGAUUUUUCAUCAAUAACUCAAAAACUAUGUUUUUACAAAAAAGUUAUUAUUACUAAAAUUGAAGCUAAUAAAAAAUGAAAUAAAUUUCUUACCAGAAAAACCUUUUAGUGUUAACUAAAACUGAGUUAUAGGUAAUUGAAUGUAUAUUUUAUUCGGCGAGUAACCAAAUCUAAGUAUUCAAACUUAAAUAACGGGAAAAUGAUGCAUUUGUUUAACACAAACCUGUCUAACAUUUGUCAAAGUACUUAGAAAUAUCUAUCAAAUGAGCCCCCGAACAUGUCGAUAUCAUUAAAAUUUAUACACCAAAAAUUUUUCAAAAUUAAUCUUUUAAAAAUUUUUCCAAAAACUGUUUUUUUUUAAUAACUCCAAUAAUUUUUACUAUGUCAGAUUCAUCUAAAAACCAUUUGAAAGUUAAUUCCAACGGCUAUUUAAAUACGUUAAAUUUAAUCUUUUAAACCCCCUUAUUUUUUUAAAUAAAAGGUUAAAUGGUCCCGGUUGCAUGGUUCUCACAGCAAAAUUUAAGAUUUAAACGUUUCUAUCUCGGUUAUUUUUUACCCUAUAGAUAUAGUAAAAGAGGUAAAAUAUUUGACAUUGAAAAAAUUUGGUUAUAUAUUUUUACGUAUAUUGAGUAUUUUUGGAGUUAUUCUCAAAAGAAUAUAAAAAUUACGAUAAAUUUAAAAAUUCUGAUUUUUUUUAAAUUAUAUCUUUUUUUCAAAAAUAUGCCUUCUAAACCGGUCAAAAUUAUUGAAAUCAUUACUAAUGCUAAUGUAAAGAAAUUCUUGUAAGGAUUAGUAUAAAUUUUAAUUUUUGUGGAAAUGACAUAUGUUUAAUUUUUCAAUUUUUCCUAAAAAAUUCGAAAGAGUUCUUUUAUUUUCAUCAUAACUUGCUUAAUUUUGAUGCUAUUAACUUGUACUGGAGCUCAUUUGAUAGGUAUUAUGAAGUACUUUGACAAAUGUUUAGCAGGUAUAUUUUAUAAAUUGUAUCGUUUUCCCGUUAUUUAAGCUUGAAUACUUAGAUUUGAGUACUCGUCGAAAGAAAUAUACAUUCAAUUGCCAAUAACUCACUUUGAACUAACAUUAGUUUAGUUAUUUAAGUGAGGAGUAUAUUCAAUUUUUUAUUAUCUUCAAUUUCGGUAAUAUUAACUUUUUUGAAAAAGCUUAUAGUUUUUGAGUUAUACGUGAAAACCAUGCAUUUUUCUUACAAAAAAAUAAAAUCUUUGAUCUUGAAUAACUCAAAAAGUAUUGAUUUAUAUUAAUAACUUUAUAUAACGAAUUUUGUUUAUAAUUUGUCCCUCUAUCAAUUUAUGGUAUUAUUUUUAUAAAAAUAAUUUUCACCCCCGAGAAGGGGUGGCAUCCACCCCCAGGGUAAAAGCGCAAGUUGGCAUCAUGUCACCUUUGUUCUUUGAGGUAUCCGCUAAUUACUCACCAAUUUUCAUGAAAACGAUGGAGGUUUAACGAAAUCGGAGGUGAAAUCCUUCAGUGACUGCACUAUAAAUCGUUAAUGUCAUUUUAAAUAUAUACAAAUUGUUUAAAAAAAU
Messenger RNA from Diabrotica virgifera virgifera (western corn rootworm), 3743 nucleotides. RefSeq names its product succinyl-CoA:3-ketoacid coenzyme A transferase 1, mitochondrial (gene SCOT). The transcript is spliced from 8 exons. Gene Ontology annotation, cellular component: mitochondrion. NCBI's taxonomy places the organism in Eukaryota, Metazoa, Arthropoda, Insecta, Coleoptera, Chrysomelidae. Gene Ontology annotation, biological process: ketone body catabolic process. Gene Ontology annotation, molecular function: succinyl-CoA:3-oxo-acid CoA-transferase activity. The record is from RefSeq and is a predicted model, not a curated record. The coding region runs from base 200 to 1771 and encodes 523 amino acids.